This is a messenger RNA of Xenopus laevis (African clawed frog), 2723 nucleotides long. RefSeq names its product protein kinase C delta type-like. Lineage: Eukaryota; Metazoa; Chordata; Amphibia; Anura; Pipidae. The transcript is spliced from 12 exons. The coding region runs from base 623 to 2014 and encodes 463 amino acids. The record is from RefSeq and is a predicted model, not a curated record.
CUGGAAAUCCCAAAGUCCCAAGCAUUCUGGAUAACCGGUCCCAUACCUUUAUAAAGGUUGUUCUUUGCAUGGUAGAGGUAUUACAUGCAUGUGUGCCUCUGGGAUACCCUUGUUUUUAAUUUCACAACUUUUCUAGUCUUUAUAUUGUUUAUAAACAUUUGUCAAGCCUCCUUAUAUAUAUUCUUUUUUAUGACCAUAUACUCCGAUUUUAUCCAGUGUUUGUGAAUUGCAGAUGGGCUAGCCUGCAUCGGGUUAAGCAUGACAUGAAGAAGGAAGAUAAAUGGUGGACUGCAAUAUCCAUCAGCUGGAGCAGGUGAAAUAGAGAUUUUCAUAGGGCAAUGCACCAUAAAGAUCUACAGUAUAUAGGACAAAUGGCUAUAAUGAUUGGCAGGUAAAUGGAUUCCUGCUUCUUCCUGGGUAUUUGUGAGAGUUCUACUCAUCCACAAAGUUUAUAUUUAGAAAGGAUUCUCUGAUGAACAAAGGUUGAUCAAUCUGUAUUCUAUGUACUUUUCAAACUGCUGCUCAGGCUCAACUGGCACAUGCCACUCAGCCACCAGCUCUCAGGGUCCAACUGUCACAACUGUCAUUUAGCCAGUUUGCAGAGAUAGCAGGAGCUUGUGAGAUGGAGAGAAAUUUUGGAGAUAGAUGUGCUAGGAGAGGAGAUUUUUUUUUGCAGGAAAGUGAGUUUUCAGUGAAGAAGAAGAUGAAGAAGAAGAAGAAGAAGGAGGAAGAAGAUCCUUCUUGGAAAAUGAAGAAGAAGAGGAGAUGUGAGAGUCCAGUGGAAGAACCAGCUGUGGGAAGAUUCGGAGAUGGAAGUAGAAAGAGGUAUCCUCUGAGAAGGAAAAGAUCUCGAAGUCCGGAGGAGAACCCAGCUGUGGAAAGAUACGGAGAAAGAAAGCAGUAUCCUCUGAGAAGGAAAAGAUCUAGAAGUCCGGAGGAGAACCCAGCUGUGGGAAGAUUCGGAGAUGGAAACCGAAAGCAGUAUCCUCUUAGAAGGGAAAGAUCUAGAAGUCCGGAGGAGAACCCAGCUGGAGGAAAAGAGAAGAAGAUUAGAGAGGACGCAUCGGCGUACCUAGACAUUAACAAUUACUGCCUAUAUAAGGAGUUAGGCAAAGGCAGCUUUGGCAAGGUGGUGUUGGCAUCAUAUACCAUCAAGGACCAACUGACUGCUAUUAAGAUCAUCGAGAAGCAGCGGGAGGAUGACUUGAAAUAUGUCAGGAGAGAGGCAUCGGUUCUCCAGAUUGCUAGCAGGUGCCCAUUCCUAUGCCGGGCAAUGGCGACUUUCCAAACUCAGUCGCUGAUCCUGCUAGCCCUGGAGUACGUCAGUGGCGGCACUCUGCAGAACAUCAUCAAGACCCGGGGCCAUCUGAACAGUGAGCAAAUCCUGUUCUAUGCUUCAGAAAUAGUGGUGGGUAUAAAGUUCCUGCACAAGAAUGGGAUCGUUCAUAGAGACCUCAAGCCGGAGAACAUAUUGGUGGAUGACCAGGGCCACAUAAAGAUCUGUGAUUUUGGCCUUGUCUGCACCCGUAUGUAUGGAGAGAAGACGCGGUGUGGCUAUUAUGGAACACCAGGCUACACAGCACCACAGGUUUUAUCAGAGGAGGAUUAUGACGCUGGAGCUGACUGGUGGUCAUUCGGCGUCAUCUUGUAUGAAAUGGCCACCGGUAAAUUACCGUUCUCGCCGAAGGGAACCCUGGAACAACAGGCAGAAACCAUUAUCAACGGAGAGCCUGAGUAUCCAGAUUCCCUUUCUACCACCCUGCGGGACCUCAUAGAGCAGCUCUUGAAGAAGGAGGCCGACCAACGCCUUGGGGUGAAUGGCAACAUCCGGCAUCACCCUUUCUUUUCCACUCUCAAAUGGAAGAGAGUAAAGAAGAGAAAACUGGAGUCUCCCAUAAAACCUAAACCAGCUAAGGGUCUCGUCAAAAAAGACAUCUCGUUCCCGAAAGAGAACCCGAGCGAGACCCGCAUGCUCAAGAAGUUCAAUUACGUGGACCCGAGCUGGCUGGAAUAAUGCGUCAAAAAAGCCGUGCAACAUACCACCAUGACACCACUAGCACCUCCACCGCUUCAUCCUGCAACAUCGGGUAAUGUAUAAUGGCAACAAGCAAGGUGAGCAAAUACUGUAAUUACCAUCUUACUGUCCAGCUCUACCUUAUAAUUCCAACACCCAAAGAGGAUCUUCUCCCCGAAAUACAACAUCUUGCAGGUUAUUAGCACUGUGGCCGACAUCACCAUAGAAAGCACUUACAGCUGCAUUUAUUAUCCCAAGUGCUUUCAGUGCCAAUACCAACUUAUGCAGCUUUGUUUUUCAUGUUCAUAGUUUUAUACUUUUUAAGUUAAAAAACAAAAACAAAAAAAAACAAAAAAAAUUCCCCCCAUCUUCCCUUGUUAUACUACCCCAUCUUCCCAUGGUAACCAUUCCCAUAAGCACAGUCUGUGACCUCCAGGCUUUAUCAUUAUCUGUAAUGUCAUCAGAGGGGGGGAUAGGGGUGGGCAUAGCUAGUGGUUUGUGACUGGCUAAUUUGUAAUCUGUGGCCAGUCACAAGCCACCAGCGGUUCCCCUCUACUGACAUCACAGACUACAUGCUCAACUACCCAUCCAUUUAUAUCCCUUACCAAGCAUAGCCUGUUCCCCCCAGGUCUUAUAAAGCACAACCUGUUCCCCCCAGGUCUUAUAAAGCAUAGCCUGUUCCCCCCAGGUCUUAUAAAGCACAACCUGU